Molecule: messenger RNA, 804 nt
Organism: Cydia fagiglandana
Lineage: Eukaryota; Metazoa; Arthropoda; Insecta; Lepidoptera; Tortricidae
Exons: 1
Coding region: 1-804 (267 amino acids)
Source: RefSeq, a predicted model, not a curated record
AUGUACAAGCUUGAGUGUGGAGUAAGACAGGGCGGGCUUAGCUCGCCCUGUCUUUUUAACCUGUAUGUGAACAGCCUGAUGGAUGAGCUCAGCAGUGCCAUGGUCGGAUGCUCAAUUGACGGAAAAAUGGUCAAUAACAUCAGCUACGCAGAUGACAUGGUACUGCUGGCCCCAUCUGUCAGCGCCCUCAACCAACUGCUGCGCAUUUGUAAGAGGUACGCGGAGGCCCAUGGUCUGAGGUACAAUGUCACAAAAAGCGAACUGCUCGUGUUCAAGGCGGGUAGCAAAACAUACUCAGUUCCACAGGUAAAGCUGAAUGGCGUUCCUUUGAAGCAAGUCACGCGUUUUAAAUACCUCGGACACUGGGUCUCUGAGUCCAUGAGUGAUGACCUGGACAUAGAACGGGAGCGUAGGGCCCUGGCGGUCAGAUGCAAUAUGGUAGCUCGCAGGUUUGCAAGGUGUUCUAAGAAUGUUAAAGUGACGCUCUUUAAAGCAUAUUGUCAGACCUUUUACACCUGCAGCCUGUGGGUUAACUACACGCAGAAGGCGCUCAGGGCCCUAAGAGCCCAGUACAACAAUGGUUUUAGGAUGCUGUUGGGGUUGCCGCGAUUUUGUAGUGCAUCGCAGAUGUUUACUGAUGCUCACACGGACAGCUUCGCCGCUAUUUUGCGCAAAAGAGUGGCAUCCUUAGUGAAGAGGUUGAGUGGCAGCCCAAACAGCAUACUGAACACCAUUGCAGAGAGAUGGCAGGGGCGCUUCCAGGAGCACUGGAACCGUUUGCAUUGCUCACUAGGUUAUGUAUAA